CAGCAGGCUGAACUCUGUGGCGAGUGGGUGGCAGAGAUCCAGUGUCUAGAGGAAGUACGGAAUAGUGGAUGGCCGGGCUGGAUGGCUGGAACCCACUGCGGGCAUCUCCUGGGGAUGCCUGCGUGGCGACGGCUGCGGGGAGAGAGGGUGAGUGGACGAGGCUGGCACCUUUCUACCUGGAAGGCCCGGUGGAGAGGAGGCUUCUCAGGCCACAGAGAUGGGAGCUGGACCCUGGGGGAACCCUCUGCUGCUGCUGGCGGCCCUGGCCCUGGUGGCCAGGAUGGGUCAAUUGCAACAGUGGAGCGGCUUCCAGGAGUCCACGAGCCCAAAGAACGUGAACUCCACCGUCGCCUUCUUCAUGGAGACAUACAACAACAACAGCGAUGACUCCUACCUGUUCCGCAUGGACCAGCUGCUCCGAAGCCAGGUGCAGCUGACGACAGGCGUGGAGUACCUAGUCACCGUGAAAAUUAGCCGGACCAAGUGCAAGAGGAACAGCACGAACAACUCCUGGUGCCCCAUUCAGAGCAAGAAGAAGCUGCAGAAGAGUUUCCUUUGUGAUUUUCUGGUAUAUACUGUGCCCUGGAUGAACCAUUACCAGCUGUGGAACAACUCCUGUCUGGAUGCCUAG
Orcinus orca (killer whale) is the source of this 631-nucleotide messenger RNA. RefSeq names its product cystatin like 1 (gene CSTL1). The coding region runs from base 218 to 631 and encodes 137 amino acids. NCBI's taxonomy places the organism in Eukaryota, Metazoa, Chordata, Mammalia, Artiodactyla, Delphinidae. Gene Ontology annotation, molecular function: cysteine-type endopeptidase inhibitor activity. The transcript is spliced from 4 exons. The record is from RefSeq and is a predicted model, not a curated record.